This is a messenger RNA of Oryzias latipes (Japanese medaka), 4853 nucleotides long. Lineage: Eukaryota; Metazoa; Chordata; Actinopteri; Beloniformes; Adrianichthyidae. The record is from RefSeq and is a predicted model, not a curated record.
CCAGUUCUGUCGCAAUCCUUUCGAUUUUACGGACUGGAUGAGGUGAAAGUCCCCGAGGCGGCGUGUCCGUCCGCACGCGUACAACCCCAACCUGAGGCGCGAGCGCCUGCGUGACUGCGCCGCCGCAGUUCGGCUCUCUGUCAACUUGAGCUGGCAGCCGGAGCUCUACCAGCCGGUCACGGUGGUCCAGGAAGGGACACGUCAGGGCGCCUAAGCGGACUGUGACGGGCAGCGGCAUGGAGAAGGCGCUAUAGGACACUUUAUCAGCAGCCCCCCGCUGACGGAACCGAAAGGUUGGUGCCAGUGUUGGAGCCACGAUAAGAGGGAGGAAUGUUUGUGAAUGGAACUGUGGUGCAGUAAAGCGCUUUGAGUCUACUAAGAAGGCAGUAAAGCGUUGUACAGACACCAUGAACUACGUGGGACAGCUGGCGGGUCAGGUCCUGGUGACUGUCAAAGAACUGUACAAGGGCAUAAAUCAGGCGACGCUGUCAGGCUGCAUCGAUGUCGUGGUCGUUCGUCAGAGAGACGGCACCUUUCAGUGCUCCCCCUUCCAUGUGCGCUUUGGAAAGUUGGGGGUUCUGCGCUCCAAAGAAAAAGUGAUUGAUAUUGAAGUGAACGGAGAACCCGUGGAUCUACAUAUGAAGCUGGGGGACAACGGAGAGGCUUUCUUUGUCCAGGAAACUGAACAGACGAACCAGAUUAUCCCCGCGCACUUGGCCACCUCCCCCAUUCCCACUGAGAGUCACAUGUUCUGGAUCUCUGAGGUGGAGAGCAGGGCAGCGAAAAAGAUGCAAGAUGACCCCGGUGACCCAGAAGACCCACCCGAGUCUCCUGCUCCCAGCACGCUGGCCUCAAAAAAGAAGAAAAGACGGAGAAAGAAGCACAAAGGAGACCCUCGCAGAGAGGAACUGACCCCUCCAGUUUCUGUCUCCACUGGUAACGCUGCUGCUGCUGCUGCCGCCACCGCCGCCGCCGCGUCCUCUGGCCAAAACGAGGAGAUCUUUGAGAUGGACCUGAGUUCUGAUGAAGAAACUGCUGCACAUAUUUCCAGGUCACCGUCAGACAACGCGGUGCCUGGCAUCGACCCAAAGUUACCUGCAGCCCGGCACAACCUCGGUGAUUACCCGUUAUCUGACGGGGAAUGGCCGGCGCGUGAAGGUCCUGGCUUGUCUCAGGCCUUCUCUCCACAAAGUGACUCUGAGCUGGUGAUGAGGCCUUCAGAGACGUUACUCAGAGCAGAGUCCCACAUGCAGUGGACCUGGGGGGAAUUUCCAGAAACAACCAGGAUCACCAAGAAAGAAAGGCAAGAAUCUAUAAAAACGGUGACCAUCACGCCGUCGGACAGCACCCACUUCCGUGUCAUCCUGAGCUCGGAGGCCAUGGAGAAAGAUGCAGAGACGGAAAGGGAAGACGGCGACUCACCCGUGUGCACCGUAGUCAGACCUGAGCCGCGCACCCCGACCGCUGCUGUAACGCCCGAGGGUCAGCUCUCAGCGCUCAGCACCACCUCCUCUCUGAGUCCCGUGACCCCCACAGAGUCCCUCAGCAUCCUCCCGCCCAGUGUGGCGACGUCCACUCCUGCAAACAACCCACUGACCGAUUCGCCCUCGAAGAAGAAAGGAGUCCCAAAAAGGAGUCAGCACCAAGGGCCAGAGGACAUCUACCUGGAUGACCUGAAUGUGCUUGAACCUGACGUGGCUGCGCGCUAUUUUCCCAAGAGUGAGUCUGAAGCAGCAAACAAACAUUGGAUGGACUCGGAGAUCUGCUCUGGUUCACAGUCUCCUCAGUCUGUGGGCAGCGCCGCCGCCGACAGCGGGACCGAAUGUAUGUCCGACUCAGCCGGCGACCUUCCUGACGUCACCUUGUCUCUGUGUGGCGGUCUGUCGGAAAACGCUGAAAUAUCAAAAGAGAGAUUUAUGGAGCAUAUCAUCACAUAUCACGAAUUUGCUGAGAAUCCAGCAAUUAUCGAUAAUCCCAACCUGGUGGUAAAGAUCGGAAACCGAUAUUAUAACUGGACGCUCGCUGCACCACUGAUCUUAAGUCUUCAAGCAUUUCAGAAGAAUUUACCAAAGGCUACAGAGGAGGCUUGGGUGAAGGAAAAAAUGCCAAAGAAGUCGGGCCGCUGGUGGUUCUGGCGAAAGCGGGCAGACAGUACAAUCAAACAGUCGGAGACAAAGCUUGAAGCAAAGGAGGAGUGUCAGUCGAUGGAUGAAGGAGCCUCCGUACCUCAGGAGAAACUGGACUUACCCUCCAAAGCGGGAGACACAUCCAGUGAUGAGGAGGCGAAGGAGGUGAGCGCCGUGUCCUGUCAAGAGCGGCUGCAGGCUGCGGAUGGUCAGCUCCACGCCGGCGUGCACACAUACAGGAAGUCUCUGCGCCUUUCCUCUGAGCAGAUCGCCAACCUGAAGCUGAAGGAGGGGCCGAAUGACGUGACGUUCAGCAUCACCACACAGUACCAGGGCACCUGUCGCUGCGAAGGAACCAUCUACCUGUGGAACUGGGACGACCGAGUCAUCAUAUCCGACAUCGACGGCACCAUCACCAAGUCGGACGUGUUUGGACAGAUCCUUCCGCAGUUGGGGAAAGACUGGACCCACCAAGGCAUCGCCAAGCUGUACCACUCCGUGGCUGAGAAUGGUUACAAGUUCCUCUACUGCUCUGCGCGGGCCAUCGGCAUGGCCGACAUGACCAGAGGUUACCUGCAUUGGGUCAACGAUGGGGGCAUCAUCCUUCCGCGGGGGCCUCUCAUGCUGUCCCCCAGCAGCCUUUUCUCUGCGUUCCACAGGGAGGUGAUUGAGAAGAAACCAGAGAUCUUCAAGAUUGAAUGCCUUACAGACAUCAAGAACCUGUUCCAGCAUAACAAGCGGCCGUUCUACGCUGCUUUCGGGAACAGAACCAAUGAUGUUUUCGCCUACAAGGAGGUGGGAGUUCCUGUGUGCCGGAUCUUCACGGUUAACCCCAAAGGAGAGCUGAUCCAGGAGCAGACCAAGGGCAACAAGUCCUCUUACGGGCGGCUCAGCGAGCUGGUGGAGCACGUGUUUCCUCUGCUGAGUAAAGAACAGAACGAAGCCUUCUUGAUGCCAGAGUUCAGCUCCUUCUGUUACUGGAGACAGCCUCUGCCGGAGAUCAACCCCGACGACCUGCUCUGAUCUUCACGGACGCCGUCCGGCGAGAGAACCCCACUGCACCCGGUGCGUCUUUGGGACACGCAUGGACCGGAACGCACAGCACUUUGGUACACAAACAGGGUCUCAUCCAUCAGCACCAACAAAUGCUCAUCAGUGGAGAUGAUCGGCAUAAUGCUGCACCAAGACUUCCAACCUUCUCCUCCUCAAAUCAAAGCGUUCCUGUCAGGGAGGCUGAAGAUGCAUGGAUGGACUCUGAGCAUCCAGGUAGAACAUCGAUCACAUUUCCCAGGCACAAAAGUGUAAAUAAAAGUAGCAUUCAAGGUGAAAAUACGAGCUGGAGGGACGCUGAACACCAGGCAGAAGGAAGGUCCCAGAAAACGUCCCGUUUCCUUUGCUUCCUGUAGCAGAACAGACGUCAAAGCUCCUCUGUCCGCCUCGCUCUGGUUGGUGUUCAGAGUCUCACCUGCUCUCCCUACAGUACCUGAAUGAAGUUCACCCUCAGCGGUGACCUGCUGAUCAGAAGAAGCAGCUAAAGGCGCAAACCGCCGUUUGAAGAGCGAGCCGUCUGCGUUUAACUUAUUGAUUUUCAUUGUAAUUCUUUUGUUUGUUUGAAAAAGAAUCCGAUCGACGUUUUCAAACUGAUCGCUGAUCAUUAACAUGCACUUAUCAAUAACUCUCGGGCCUCGCACAUUUAAUUUUUUUCUCCAACGAAAGCUGCUUCCUUUGACAGUGAAACUGUGCGGCACGCGCACUUCCCCGCGCUCGCCCUCGCACCUGCAGCUUUAACGCAGACACGGAUGUCUGAAGGAAGCCCCAGGAGGAUCAUGGGAUGCGGUUGGUGCGCUCGGAUGCGAGCGCCAAGUUCUCCUGCUGUCGGGUUGUGUGUGUGUUUCUCAGUGAGAACCUUCAAAUGCACUUUGUCUGAGCUGCAGAACUCCUGCUAAUGUUUAACGGAGCAUUUAUGUCAGUUUCUGUCACAUCACUUUAAGGUAAAUCUGUUCCUAUGAGCAGCGAUUGUGAGGGGUCUGGGUGCAAACUGUACGAAAAAACAAAUAUUUUAUUUGGGACGGUGCAAAGUUUGAAGGUCGCGUUGCAGCUUCAUUGUCAGAACGUCGUUUGUGUUUUUUCUGGAGGAAGAGAAUCGGUUGUUUGGUGGUUAACAGGCAAUACUUGACUCAUUCCAGGAAGCGCCACCAAAAGGUUCAUGUGUGGAUCUGAUCUUAGGCAGAACCUGAGGAGACGCUCUGCACGCGAUAAAAGUUUGAAAACCAAGCACAACUGGCUGCUUUAGAACCUCUUCUGUUCCGCUUGUUUGUUCUUUAGAAAGUUUAUAGUAGAUUUAUCUUAUAACUAAAAGUAAAUAAAAAAUUCCUUUCUUUCUAUGAAAGUAAAGUAUCUUGUGUGAAAAAGUCACACUUCCUCCCCCCAUCCCAGGAUUGCUGAUGUUUGGUUUCACGCGGCUGCUGUGGAAAACGAUCGGGCGUCACGUUUUUCAGUUGUGGUUUCUUGUCGACGUGUUCGAUCUUUGGUGGACAUGUUUGUUCGGAUGUAACGCUUGCAUUUGAUUGUCUGACCCACAGAAGAACUUGUUUGUGUUUUGUGUUUCAGCUGUAUAGAAAUGUUUAAAGAACAAAAUCACUUGUAUGAAGAAGAGAAUCGAGGACUAACAAAGUUAACGAACCCAGACUUGUGAUCAUAUUUGUAUUACAUUUCUAAGUGAAGACA